UUCCACAUAAAUAUAAAAAGACACAAGAAUUUCAUUCACUCUCUCACAGCCAUUUCAUAAAAACAACAGCUUUUUUGUUUGUUUAUUGCAAAAUUCCAAGAAAGAUCUGUAGAUAAUAAUCAGAAAAACUAAUGCAGGUUGUGAGAAGAAUCCCAUCAGGAGAAGGCGUAGAGAUGCGUGAACGAUCCGAGACGAACCGGGUCAGACGGAGGAGUCAUGGGUCGGGUCUUAGAGUUCGAGUGGCUUGUACGUGUUCGGGACGGCCUGGUUCAACGAAGUGUGUACGGCACGGGUUUAUGGUGCCAAGCGAUGACAAGCUUACGCGGAAGGCGAGCGAUGGAAGCAGAGAAGUCUUGCGGAGAGCUUUGACGCCUCCGAUCCGGCGGAUGAAUCUCCGGUGGUUAAACUUCCGGCCAACUCCUAGCCGACUCUGUAGAAUGUCUUCCGUUUGAUUUAUAAAAUUGGAUACUUAAAGCUGAGAACUUUUUUGUUUUUGUUUGAAUGUAAAUAAAAUUGAGAUCUUUUUGUUAUGGUCAUGUUGGAAAUCGAAUAAGAUUCAGACCCAAUCGCAGAUAUU
Messenger RNA from Eutrema salsugineum, 577 nucleotides. RefSeq lists its product as uncharacterized. The record is from RefSeq and is a predicted model, not a curated record. NCBI's taxonomy places the organism in Eukaryota, Viridiplantae, Streptophyta, Magnoliopsida, Brassicales, Brassicaceae. The transcript has a single exon. The coding region runs from base 132 to 452 and encodes 106 amino acids.